Pygocentrus nattereri (red-bellied piranha) is the source of this 3573-nucleotide messenger RNA. Its product is annotated as guanine nucleotide-binding protein G(olf) subunit alpha. The transcript is spliced from 12 exons. Gene Ontology annotation, cellular component: heterotrimeric G-protein complex. NCBI's taxonomy places the organism in Eukaryota, Metazoa, Chordata, Actinopteri, Characiformes, Serrasalmidae. The record is from RefSeq and is a predicted model, not a curated record. Gene Ontology annotation, biological process: adenylate cyclase-modulating G protein-coupled receptor signaling pathway. Bases 912 to 2051 code for a protein of 379 amino acids. Gene Ontology annotation, molecular function: GTP binding; G protein-coupled receptor binding; GTPase activity.
GAAGUCAGGAAAUAUAGUGUUAGAAGCUACAGGGCACGUUUGUAAAUAUGUGAAAACCAGUAUGUGUUCUAGAGGGGCGCAGUAAGAAGUCUGUGUCGGCUUGCCUACAUGCGUAGUCCUAAAUCAUCUGACGUUAGCAAUCUUGGGUAUGCCGAAGAUCCGUUGUAUUCUGGCUUUAAGAUCUCUCUGCAUGCGAUGAACGGGUAGAAAGACAAAAUAGGUUAAUUAUCUGGCUUUCAGGUAGUUACGUUUAAUGGGCAUGCGAUUUACUAUGUGGGCUUGACCAUAACAGAUAUGGAAGUCAUGCGACUUUUGCGGUUCCAAUAGACCCAACCCUUCUACUCAGUAUGGCUGCAUUUUUCCUUCGCUCGCUUGUAGCCUUUAUUUGAGCACCUUUCUGCUUUCGAAUGUCGAGUCACGAAAACGUAGCAUGUUAUAGCAAAACCCAGCUAACACUUACGCCGUAAAACAUGCAUCUGCUAAGUGCUUGUAUAUUUAAGAGAUAAGCUGCAUACAAAUGAUUUGCUGUGGCGUAAGGUUACUACCAGGUGUCACAGAGAGAGGCAGUGCUGAGUUGGAGAAAAAAUUGGCAACUGAUGGAAAUGUACAUAAAAAAAUACAGAACAGAGAACGAGACAGCAACAUUUUAAAAGGCGUUCCAUUGCGAGUCCCACUUUUGCAAGUUCAUACUGUCGAUUAAACGAAAAAAAUCAGUUAUAAGCUGUUGUGCAGAUCUGAUCCCGUAUCGCAUGAAUGCCAAAUGUCUGGCUGGCUGCGGCGAAAACGGCGUUAUAGCAGGGAGAAAAUUCUUCCCCGCGACGGAAGAGCAACGUGCUGAUUUUUCAUAUCAAAAUUAGAAAUAACAUAAGAAGGACACCACAUUUGCGAUUGAAUACAUAGGAUUAUAGAAGAUGGGGUGUCUGGGGAACAGUAAAACCGAAGACCAGCGCAUCGACGAAAAAGCACAGCGAGAGGCAAAUAAGAAAAUAGAAAAACAAUUGCAGAAAGAGAGGCAGGCGUACAAGGCUACCUAUCGUCUGCUAUUACUAGGGGCUGGGGAAUCCGGAAAAAGCACUAUUGUGAAACAGAUGAGGAUUCUUCACGUUAACGGUUUUAACGCAGAGGAAAAGAAACAGAAAAUCCAAGACAUUCGGAAAAAUGUGAAGGAUGCUAUAGUGACAAUAGUGUCUGCAAUGAGCACUUUAAUUCCACCUGUCCCUCUUGCCAACCCGGAGGACCAGUUUAGGAUUGAUUACAUCAGAAGCAUAGCACCACUGUCAGAUUUUGACUACUCGCAGGAGUUUUUUGACCAUGCCAAGAAACUUUGGGAUGAUGAAGGAGUGAAGGCAUGCUAUGAGAGGUCCAAUGAAUACCAGCUCAUCGACUGUGCACGUUACUUUCUUGACCGAAUUGAUGCAGUAAGACAGAGUGACUAUACACCAACAGAUCAGGACUUGCUGCGCUGCAGAGUUCUAACUUCAGGGAUUUUUGAAACGCGAUUUCAAGUAGACAAAGUCAACUUUCAUAUGUUUGAUGUGGGAGGACAAAGAGAUGAGAGGAGAAAGUGGAUCCAGUGUUUUAAUGAUGUCACCGCAAUUAUUUUUGUGGUUGCCAGCAGCAGUUAUAAUAUGGUCAUUAGAGAAGACAACAACACAAACAGACUCCGAGAAGCUCUUGACCUCUUUCGUAGUAUUUGGAACAACAGGUGGUUGAGGACCAUCUCAGUCAUAUUGUUCCUCAACAAACAGGACAUGCUGGCGGAGAAAGUAUUAGCUGGGAAAUCCAAAAUCGAAGAUUAUUUCCCAGAAUAUGCUCGCUACACCAUACCAAAUGAAGCAACUCCAGAACCAGGAGAAGACCCAAGAGUAACAAGAGCCAAGUAUUUCAUUCGUGACGAGUUCCUGAGGAUCAGCACUGCAAGUGGAGAUGGACGUCAUUACUGUUAUCCACAUUUCACAUGUGCUGUUGACACAGAGAAUAUCCGCCGGGUCUUUAAUGACUGUCGGGACAUCAUCCAGAGAAUGCACCUGCGGCAGUAUGAACUCUUGUGAUCUGGUUCACAACAGCAAGAGUGCUUUUUACAUACCUGUCUCCUAAGUCCCAUCCGUACUCCCAAACAAGGCCAAAACCAUGGACAAUAUGUACUACUGAAGUUUGGCAGACCCACCUUUUCUUGUUUGUCAUUGUUUUUUAAACAUUUGUUGAAUGGAGGAAUGUUUCUUUUUUGCCAUUCCACUAAGCCUUUGGCUACCUCCUUUUUUAUUUAAGAUAAAUGUAUAAAUAUACAGAAAAAGUAUAUGAGUGAUGUGAGUGUUUAUAAAUACACACAUACACAUACAUGCAAUCUGGCAUCUGCCAAUUUAUAAAGAUUGCAUCACCUUGUGACCUCCAGACCCCCUGACCUCUCAGGCUUCUGGGCUCUCUGCUGCUCUUUCAUUCUGAACACUGAAGAGUGCCCAUAGAUGGAGGGGUAGGGGUGAAUACUGGGAAAAGGAGAACUUAAAAAUAAAAAGAGUAAAGUAAUGCACUUUUGCAUCAGGUUUUAACUGACUGUAUUUACUUUCAAAAAUGGACACACUCAAUGUAGCAUUGUAAUGUUUGAUCCCUAUGUCUUGCUUUAAGCUGUGGUAGGUGAAGGGAGACUCUAGAGACUCUAGAACUUUUCAGUUCACUCUGAAAAGUUAAAGCAACCACAGUUCCUCUGAUCUGUUCAAACAUUUUGUUUAGUCCUCAGACCACUUUGGGUGAAAAUAGAAAGAUGUCCCAUUUCUUAACUUUGUGCACGUUGUGCAAGGUUAAAUUUCUCCUAUACAGAUUUUAAAAAGGUUCUUAUUUUGUACAACUUUAUGGAAAGAGAGGGAAAAAAAAUCUACUUGUAGAUCGAUCUUUGUGCCUUCAUUAUGGCUGUACCUGUAAAUGAAGCUGAGAUGUAAGUAUGUUUUUGACUGCGCUGUACAGCUUGAUGUCACCCUUUCAGCAGAAGGGACUGCAGAUGGGGACCUACUAUAGAUUUUUGUUUUUUUUUUUUGUGUUUGUUUUGUUUAUAUAAAAGGAAAAAAAUGCUGUUUAGAAAAAAAGUAUCUAAAAUCUGUAUACAUUAUGCAAAUGAAUUCCAUUGCCCUCACAUAAAGCAGCACCAUGCUUUUUGUUUUGUUUUUAUAUUUUCUUUUUAAGCUUUAAAAACAUUGGAGAUCAGUUAAAGUGUUCAAAAAACACAACCUGGUGUUGUUUUCAUAGGGACCUUUUUCGAUAUGAAGUAUGUCUGCAAUAUAUAUGGGUGUGUGUAUGUGUGUGUGGGUGUGUGUGAGAGAGAGAGAGCGACAUCGAGCCAGACGCAUGACUGUGUAGUGUGUAUGCAAGAGUGCAUUGUGUGCACUCUUAUAAAUGUGCGUACAUGUAAAUUUAUAGGUCUAUAUAAAUAUAUAUGUACAAUUCUACAUGUUUAAUUAUGUGUGUGUUUAGGUGUAUACAUGAUUUCUAUGUAUACAGUGAAGAUGUGUACAUACACACAUAGAUAAGCAUGUUUGGAGUGAAAAGAAAAUAUGGAAUAAAUGAGUGUGUGCAAUACUGACA